AUGGUGGCUGCGAGCACGGACUCGUGCGUGGCAGGGACCGUGAGGCUGGUGCGGGACGAGGCAACUCCGCACACAGGCAGCCUUGUCCUGGAGGCCCCUGGGGGUGGGCCUCGUGGGCCGACACAGCUGGUGAUGGCAGCAGCCCGGCAGAGGUGGAGGUGGCACCAUGUUGGGGUGCACAACGGGCUACAGCGGGUGGGUUGCCUGCACAGGGGUGUCUGCACUGCACCCUCCCGACCUCUGCUCGCCCAGAGCCGCUGCAGCCCCACCUUGCCGGGGGAUGAGCCGUGGCUGCCCCCUGGUGCCGCCUCUGGGGAGGUGCGGCCCCACCUCUUCCUGGACCACCUGGCAUCUGUGGUUUCCACGGCAAUGCCCCCUUCUCCUCCCAACUCCCUGGCAACUUUGCUUAUCUCUUGGAGACACUGUUGUCCCCAGAGCCGUGCCCAGCCCUCCAGCUCCUGCUCCCAGCCCACCUCCCAACUCAGGCCGUUCCCUGGACAUCCGUACGGCGCUUGGCCCCACGAGGCUCACACUGGGCUCUACGUCGGCCCCAAACUCGACCCCUCUCCUGUCCCGGAGCUGUGGACAGCCUCAUCUUCCCCCCGGGCCUGGCCGGGGCCAGCAGUCCUGAGCCAUGUGGAGCAGCCUGCUGACAGCCCAGACCCUGGCAGUCCUCCUGACCUGCGCCACAGCCCUGGGAACAGCUUUGCCCCGUCAGGCGCCCUGCAUCGUGGCAGCAGGAUCGUGGGGGGCCGUGAGGUGAAGCCCCAUUCCAGGCCCUUCAUGGUGUCCCUGCAGCUGGGGGACAAGCACAUCUGCGGGGCCGUGCUGGUGCAGCCACGCUGGGUGCUGACAGCCGCGCACUGCCAGGUGGCCUGGAACCUCAGCGCCUUCCGGGUGGUCCUGGGGGCCCACGCCCUGCAAACGCCAGAGCCCACCUGGCAGGUGUUCACCCUCGUGAGGGCCGUGCCCUACCCACUGUACAACGCCCAGCUGGACACCCACGACCUCCAGCUUCUCAAGGUGGCCAGACUCAACGCCUCUGCUCAGCUCACCGGCUCCGUCCGCCCUGUGCCCUUGCCUGGCCGGAACCGUGAUCUGUGCCCAGGCACACAGUGCCGAGUGACAGGCUGGGGUGACACCACCGGCCACUGGGACCUGCCGGCCGCACUGCUGGAGACCACCGUGGUGGUCAAGCCGCGGAGCACCUGCAACAAGUCCUGGGCAGGGUCCAUCACACAGGACAUGGUCUGCGCCUUAGCCCACUCCGGGGACCGCCGCGGCGUGUGCGGGGGCGACUCCGGGGGCCCUCUCCUGUGCCGAGGCCAGCUGCACGGGCUGGUGUCCUUCUCCUCCAUGCUGUGCGGGGACCCUUACCUCCCGGAUGUCUACACUCGAGUGUCCACCUUCAUGUCCUGGAUCAGGGAUGUGCUACAGCACUACUGA
Molecule: messenger RNA, 1446 nt
Organism: Orycteropus afer afer
Lineage: Eukaryota; Metazoa; Chordata; Mammalia; Tubulidentata; Orycteropodidae
Source: RefSeq, a predicted model, not a curated record